GCGGAGGAGGAGACCAUAGACAUGAACGCACUGGGAGGAUGACAGCUUUUAGCGGCUGCUGUAACCCUGAAUAUCUGACACCCAUAUGAACCGUCAGCGAGAGGACCACUAACCCAGCCCGCAGGGCACAUCCUCUAUCCUGAGCAAAAAACGAGGGGCCGUGGGCGGAGGGUUCCUUAUGAUUUCUCAGUUUUCAUAGACGCUAUUUUUCUAACACCAUGGUGCUGGGCAAGGUAAAAACUUUAGCGGUCUACUUCGACUACCUGAACGACAACAACGUCCCCGUUUACUCCGGCGGGGAUUCGGUCUCGGGGAGGGUGAUAAUCGAAGUCACCGGUGAGGUUCGCGUCAAAACGUUGAACAUAACCGCCAGAGGCGUAGCCAAGGUGCGGUGGACGGAGUCCCGGAACGCCGGAGCCAACACUGCCUACACUCAGAAUUACACCGAGGAGGUGGAAUACUUAAACCAUAGCGACACGUUAAUAGGAGAGGAGAGAGAUGAGGACAGUCCAGAGGAGGCCCUCACUGUUCUCAACACAGGAUUACACGAAUUCGCCUUUAGCUUCCUGCUACCACAGAUGCCCCUGGCCACGUCGUUUGAAGGGAAGCAUGGCAGUGUGAGGUACUGGGUGAGAGCAGAGCUCUACAGACCAUGGCUGCUGCCUUUCAAAGUCAAGAAAGAGUUCACUGUGUUUGAACACAUCGAUAUCAACACACCACUGCUGCUGGCCCCUCAAGCUGGCACUAAGGACAAGACCUUAUGUUGUUGGUUCUGUGCCUCGGGACCCAUCUCACUCAGCGCCAAGAUAGAGAGGAAGGGAUACACGCCAGGUGAGUCCAUCCAGAUCUUUGCAGAGGUGGAGAACUGUUCGUCCAGGGUGGUGGUGCCCAAGGCAGCGCUGAGCCAGACCCAGACCUACUUCGCCAAGGGAAAGGCCAGGCAGCUCCAGCAGCAGAUGGCAGCCCUGCGUGGGGACACCCUACCCCAGGGGAAGAGCCAGAGCUGGGAUGGAAAACUACUCCACAUACCCCCAGUGUCCCCAUCCAUCCUGGACUGUCCACUCAUCAGAGUGGAGUACUCACUGGUGGUGUAUGUGGACAUCCCUGGGGGGUUGAACCUGUCUCUAUCGUUGCCGUUGGUGAUCGGGACCAUCCCCCUCCAUGCAUUCACCAAUCGAACAAGCAGCAUCAGCAGCUACUGUAGUAGCAUCAGCUGGCCAGAGAGACCUGAGGCUCCCCCCAGCUACAGUGACUUGGUGGUGACAGAGGAGCAGAGGUGGGGCUGUCUGGAGCGCUGUGAGGGGUCAGAGGUCAACGAAGAGAACCAGGGAACACUGCACGCUUACAUCACAGAGUUCAGAUACCAGCCGCCACCGCUCUACUCCGAGGUUGACCCUAACCCAGAGCCGGGCUGUGGAGGUCAGGUGGUCAGGAGACCCGACCUCUGCCCCUCUCGCUGAGCACAACACUGACCUGCUCAGAGCAGACAGGCAUCUAUACCUACAGAUGGAUCCAACAUGGCCGCUGCUAUAGCCCCCUACUGGAGCCAGUCACCUACAGAUGGAUCCAACAUGGACGCCGCUAUAGCCCCCUACUGGAGCCAACAUUGCGUCUCAUCCUUAGUUUCCUCGGGUACAUAGAUCAACAGAUGCAGGGAUGUCAGCUCUGAUAGACACUCUGUGGGGAGGCCAGGAGACGCCUCAGUCUGACCAGCAUCGCGGUUCUCUGCUGGUCAGAAAGAAUAGAUAGUCCUUAGACCCAGCUUCUGGUACAUAUGACCAUUACGUGGCACAUCUAAGACUAGAAAGGAGAGGAGAAGAAGAAAAUAGAUAAUCCACUGUUGGACUGUUGGAAACAGUGGUCAGGAUCUCCUCCAGCCUCAGAGUGAAUUUUGCACAUGCCUCUCUCACUGUUUUUCUACUUCCAUAGCUUUUCUUCCUCAACGGUCAUAUAUGCUGGAACAUGUCCGUUGUCUUCUCACCACUAUUACUACUUAACUAGAAACAACACCGAUCACAGACUCUUUUAGAACAAAGUAACUAAGAAACAAAUGAAAGGAGACUUUUUUAGAGAGGUGUUAGUGUGUCUUGGGUUUCCUGAAUGGGGAAUGUGGUACAUGGUGAAAUGACUAGUGUGUGUUCAGACAGACACUGGUGUAUCUGUGAAGGACUCACUCACACUCUGUCUUUCAGGUGUCUUUCCUCACUAAACCCUCCAUAGAUACAGUACCCUACUAAGCACUUGUUUGAUUGUACUAUGUGGACAUAUGACACAGAAAGAAGCUCUGUAUUUACAUAAGAGGCAAAGAAACAGCCAGAUAUAAAAUAAGAAAAAAAUACAUUUGAAAUGUUUACAGGUCAAUUGUCGUUCAAAGUUGAUCUUCAUUUCCAAACAAAGUGCAAUAUAUUUUUGUAUUUGUCGUUUUUCUGUUUGUGUACGUGAUGCCAUUAUAGCCAUUACUGAUCUGAAUGCUAUCAUGAUCUUCCUUUGUUUGAAAUAAAGAAGCCUUUUUGUAGAAA
Salvelinus sp. IW2-2015 is the source of this 2519-nucleotide messenger RNA. Its product is annotated as arrestin domain-containing protein 3. NCBI's taxonomy places the organism in Eukaryota, Metazoa, Chordata, Actinopteri, Salmoniformes, Salmonidae. Gene Ontology annotation, biological process: protein transport. The record is from RefSeq and is a predicted model, not a curated record. Gene Ontology annotation, cellular component: cytoplasm.